Molecule: messenger RNA, 1342 nt
Organism: Bacillus rossius redtenbacheri
Lineage: Eukaryota; Metazoa; Arthropoda; Insecta; Phasmatodea; Bacillidae
Exons: 3
Coding region: 215-961 (248 amino acids)
Source: RefSeq, a predicted model, not a curated record
CACCUCGUAUAGCCUGAAAACAGCGACAGCAGCGGCAUCACGUUUGGAACUCAGGAACCAUUUCCACGACUAGUACACAAUAAACCCGCACGGAAAACAUCGUAGUGGCCAUAAGAAAAACAGGAAUAAAAAGCAAAGAUUGCGGAACAAGUACUGUCGGUUUUUUUUACAGCUAGCUGGAGCGGAUGUCAAGUCGAGUAAUUGGCAGUAAAAGAUGGCGUCAGACAUGGUUACAUCAAGCGCCACAUCAGACAACAAUUUGGUGGAUAGACAAGAGCGAAAAUUGCAGAGAAAAUUGCGGACAGCAGGGCAACCUUAUGUUUCUCGCUCUGGAAAAUUAAUCCCUGCGAAAAAACAGCCAGAAAGCCUUUGCAACUGCCCACAGCGUUGCGAUGAAAAAAUCCCAAUAAAUGCAAGAAUACGGCUGUUUGAAGAGUUCUACAAGUUGGCAGACCACAUAAAGCAAAAUGACUUUCUCAUGGCGCACAUUGAGAUGAGAGCGGUCCAGAGACGCUCGUUAGAACUGAAGAAGAGAGAGAGACGAGUGAGCUGCAAGUACCAAGUGCCUAUUCUUACCAGCAACGACCCCCCUAUCAAAGCAGGACCAAGCCCGAAGGGGGUGAAAAUAGCAGAAGUAUGCCAGAAGGCAUUUAUGCACAUCUAUGCCAUUACUGAGAAACGGGUCCGUCUACAGCGCGAGAAACUGAUCUCAGAGCUUUCUUUCCCACCACCAGUACUCCCUCCACCCAAAGUUGAAAAUAAUAAACCCUCCGUGAUGUUAAGCGAUGUGUUUAUCAAAGAUCUCAUUAACUCCUCUCAUGUCAUGCAGUAUGCACAACUGAAUGCAGCCCCAACAGCUCAGAGUGAGUACAUCAGAAACCUAGACAAGGACAUUGCCCUGGUUGAUAACUUCUUCAUGAACCAGCUGUGGAAGCCAGAGCUCAUCAACACUCCAACAUAGCUGACGUACUUCCUACAUACUUGUGAUACAAGCUGCCACAUGUGGUUAGCAACAACCUACUUCAAGUGAUACCGUGGAGGUGGCUCCAUGCAACAGUAUUAUUUGUUUAUACUGGUCAACAAAAUAUACGUAAUUACUCAGGAAUAAUACUUACUAUACAGGUGGUUUGUGUACAAUUUAGUGAAGUAAUUGUAAUAUAUCAAUUUUUUAAUCAAUUUUAAGGUAAUUUAAUAUGUAAAUAUACAUAUUUAUAUACAAUGAAACAAUAUUUUUGUUACAAUAUUUAUUUUCUACAUGUUGUUUACACAUGCUCUACCAGGGCUGAUAAAUGCACUCAUGUACAACUGUACUUACUUAAGAUAAUAAAAUUUUUACAUGGGA